AUGAUAUUUGAUAAGGUUGUCAGGUACUUCUCCGCCAACAGUGGACAGCAGCUCGCUGGAAGAGGAGGGAAACAACACCACCAUCACCAUGUCAACAAGAUACAAAAAACCAAUGCUACUGCUACCAUGGCAACCAAUACCAGUACUACCACUACACUCCUUCAAGUACCCAACCAAUCAUCUAUACCAACAUCAUCAUCAUCCAUAUCCCAAUCAGCAUGGCAUCAACGUAUGAUCCUUUCUCGAGCUACUCACCAUAAGCUGCGUCAUCCUCCACCUAUACAGCAUCGUGGCUUACAAAGGACGAUUCAUUUAAAGAACAUGUUAAAACGACUACAACAAGAGGACAUGCACGAGGAUAAUGUACCACUAGCUAGCAUUCAAUUGUAG
Molecule: messenger RNA, 390 nt
Organism: Lichtheimia ornata
Lineage: Eukaryota; Fungi; Mucoromycota; Mucoromycetes; Mucorales; Lichtheimiaceae
Exons: 1
Coding region: 1-390 (129 amino acids)
Source: RefSeq, a predicted model, not a curated record